AGACGUGCCCUCUCCGGUCUGCUUGCCUUUCUCCUCUCACACUACAAAGAGCAGCGCUUUGACGCACCACACAGAGUUUGAAUAUAGUAUUGCGCUCUGGUCUCUCGCCGUGUUUUUGCUACUCUUUCUACUUCUAAUCGAUAUUCCAUUCAGUCGGAACCAGAAUAUCUUCACCACUGCAGAGUUUUGAAGAAGAACCUGGCGCAGCUGCUGCGCAGGAGGCGUGCUGUGAAUUAAUAUCCAAAUAUACCUGGAGUUUGCGUUAACGCGCUCAAGGAAAGCACCUGGAUCAGAUCAAGGAGCAGCCGAUUUCCCCGGUAAAGACGCACUAACCCAGGAGGAUUCUGGGCACCGCAUGCCGGGGACAUGUGGAAGUUUGCGCCGCUGUAGCGCAGCCACAGAGCCGGUUCAUCUCUAUCGGAAUCAAACUAUUACUUCAGACGCUCUUAGAGGACCCAGAUGUUAAAACUGAACCUCGUUUUUCUUCUCUUAGCAAAACUAACAUAAACAGGAAGGACACGAACAAACAUAAAAGAAACAGAGGGCAUCCCGUUGCUUGCGGAGUUUGGUAACCUGCUUCGGGAACUCCGAAGCUUCUCUUUGUAUUUCACGGGUCUCGUAUCGGCCGAUCAUUGCGCCGCAGACAUGGUGGGAUUAGUGCGCUCUGUUGGCCUUGUCCGUUCCUGGGAGACUGAACCGAGGCUACUGCUGCUGGGGACCGCUCUGCUCCUGGUCCUGUUGAGCAAAGCGGACGGUCAGCCGUGCCCCCCUCCAUGCUCCUGCACUGGGACCACAGUGGACUGUCACGGCCAGGGACUGCGCAGCGUCCCCAGGAACAUCCCCAGGAACACAGAGAGACUGGAUCUGAACGCAAACAAUCUCACAAAAAUCGCCAAAGGGGAUUUUGCAGGACUGAGGCAUCUGAGAGUCCUGCAGUUAAUGGAGAACAAAAUCACAACGAUUGAAAGAGGAGCGUUCCAGGACCUGAAGGAGCUGGAGAGACUCCGACUGAAUCGGAAUAAUUUGGCCGUGUUUCCUGAGCUACUUUUCCUGGGAACAGCCAAGCUUCACAGACUUGACCUGAGUGAAAACCAGAUCCAGGGGAUUCCAAGGAAAGCCUUCAGGGGAGCUGUGGAAAUCAAAAACCUACAGUUGGACUACAACCACAUUAGUUGCAUUGAAGAUGGAGCCUUUAGGGCGUUACGUGACCUGGAAGUGCUCACUCUGAACAAUAACAACAUCAGCCGACUGUCUGUGGCCAGUUUUAACCACAUGCCAAAGCUCAGGACCUUCCGCCUUCACUCCAACAACUUGCAGUGCGACUGCCAUGUAGCCUGGUUGUCCGAGUGGUUACGACAGCGCCCCCGCCUGGGCCUCUACACACAGUGCAUGGCUCCUCCUCACUUGCGAGGGCACAAUGUGGCUGAGGUGCAGAAGAAGGAGUUUGUGUGCACAGGUCAUCAGUCGUCAUCAUCUUCCUCCUGCAGUGUGUUACAGUGCCCAGAGUCCUGCACCUGCAGUAACAACAUUGUGGACUGCAGAGGGAAGGGUCUGACAGAAAUACCCACCAACCUGCCUGAAACCAUUACUGAGAUACGACUGGAGCAGAACGCCAUCAAGGUGAUCCCAGCUGGGGCCUUUUCUCCAUAUAAGAAGCUGCGCAGAAUAGAUUUGAGUAACAACCAGAUCUCAGAACUAGCUUCAGAUGCCUUCCAGGGUCUGCGAUCCCUUAAUUCUUUGGUCCUGUAUGGGAACAAAAUCACAGAGAUUUCCAAGGGACUCUUUGAAGGAUUGUUUUCACUGCAGUUGUUGUUGCUAAAUGCUAACAAGAUAGCAUGCCUGCGUGUGGAUGCAUUUCAGGACCUUCACAACCUCAAUCUGCUCUCUCUAUAUGACAACAAGCUCCAAACAAUUGCAAAGGGGACGUUCUCCUCACUACGAGCAAUACAAACCCUUCAUUUAGCUCAAAACCCAUUUAUCUGUGACUGCCAUCUGAAGUGGCUGGCUGACUACCUGCAGGACAAUCCCAUUGAGACGAGUGGUGCCCGCUGCACCAGCCCUCGGCGGCUCGCCAACAAGCGGAUCGGACAAAUCAAGAGCAAGAAGUUUCGCUGCUCAGCUAGAGAACAGUAUAUCAUCCCAGGAGUACACCAUGUCAGCUGUAACGAGGAUUACCGCAGCAAGCUCGGAGGUGAUUGCUUCGCCGACCUGGCCUGCCCAGAGAAAUGCCGUUGUGAGGGCACGACUGUCGACUGCUCUAACCAGAAACUUACCAAAAUCCCAGAUCACAUUCCUCAGUACACCACUGAGCUGCGUCUGAACAACAAUGAGUUCACGGUGCUUGAGGCGACGGGAAUCUUCAAAAAGUUGCCUCAGUUGAGGAAGAUUAAUCUGAGUAAUAAUCGUAUCAGUGACAUCGAGGAGGGGACUUUUGAAGGAGCUUCAGGGGUCAACGAGUUGAUUUUGACCUCCAACAGACUAGAGAACAUACACCACCGCAUGCUGAAGGGACUCAGCGGUCUCCGUACUCUUAUGCUGAGGAGUAACAAGAUCAGCUGUGUGAGCAACAGCAGCUUCGUGGGGCUCAGUUCUGUACGGCUCCUUUCACUGUACGACAACCAGAUCACCUCUAUGAGCCCCGGAGCCUUCGACACACUGCACUCCCUCUCCACACUAAACCUCUUGGCCAAUCCUUUUAACUGUAACUGCCACCUGGCCUGGCUCGGUGAUUGGCUGAGAAGGAAACGCAUCGUCACAGGGAAUCCUCGCUGCCAGAAUCCUUAUUUCCUAAAGGAGAUUCCCAUCCAGGAUGUAGCUGUUCAGGACUUUGCCUGUGAAGAUGGUAACAAUGAGAACAGCUGCUCUCCUAUUCUGAGGUGUCCAGCCGAGUGCUCUUGCCUGGAUACUGUGGUGCGCUGCAGCAACAAAGGUCUCACAACUCUGCCCAAAGGUGUCCCAAAAGAAACCACUGAACUGUAUUUGGAUGGAAACCAUUUCACCCAGGUUCCAGUGGAGCUUUCAAAUUACAAACACCUAACACUUAUUGAUUUGAGUAACAACCAGAUCAGCACGUUGUCCAACCACAGCCUCAGUAACAUGUCUGAGCUGCUUACACUAAUCCUGAGCUACAACCGUCUAAGAUGCAUCCCAGUGAGGGCAUUCGAUGGUCUCAGGUCUCUCCGUUUGUUAUCUCUCCAUGGUAACGACAUAUCCUUGAUUCCAGAGGGAGCCUUUAAAGACCUGUCAUCCCUGUCUCAUCUGGCUCUGGGUGCCAAUCCUUUGUACUGUGACUGCCACAUGCAGUGGCUGUCUGACUGGGUGAAGAGUGGCUACAAAGAGCCUGGCAUCGCCCGCUGUGCUGGGCCCGGGGACAUGACUGACAAGCUACUCCUAACAACACCCUCCAAGAAGUUUACCUGCACAGGCCCAGUGGAUUUGAGUAUCCAGGCCAAGUGUGAUCCGUGUUUGUCCAGCCCCUGCAAAAAUGACGGCACAUGCUCCAGUGACCCUGUGCACUACUACCGCUGCACCUGCCCGUAUGGAUUUAAGGGACAAAACUGUGAGGAACCCAUCCAUGCCUGCAUCGGUAACCCCUGCCAAAAUGGAGGAACUUGCCAUCUGAAGGAAGGAGAAGGAAGCAAUUUUUGGUGUGUGUGUCCUGAGGGCUUUGAAGGCGAUACUUGUGAGAUCAACAUUGAUGACUGUGAGGAUAACGACUGUGAGAACAACUCCACCUGCGUGGAUGGAAUCAACAACUACACCUGCAUGUGCUCCCCAGAAUACACAGCUGCUACCAAUGAGGUGGAGAGAGGAGAAUUGUGUGAGGAGAAACUGGACUUCUGCGCCCCAGAACUGAACCCGUGUCAACACGACUCAAAGUGCAUUCUCACCCCUCAGGGAUACAAGUGUGAGUGCACUCCAGGCUACGUUGGGGAGCAUUGUGAGUUGGACUAUGAUGACUGUGAAGAGAACAAGUGUCAAAACGGAGGUCACUGCAUUGAUGCUGUUAAUGGAUACACCUGCAUCUGUCCAGAGGGAUACAGUGGGCUUUUCUGCCAGUUUACUCCCCCAAUGGUCCUCCCUCGAACCAGUCCCUGUGACAACCACGACUGCCUAAAUGGAGCUCAGUGCGUUGUUGUGGGAACAGACCCCCGCUGUCAGUGUCUUCAUGGCUACGAGGGCGAACAUUGUGAAACGCUUGUGAGUGUAAACUUUGUCAACCGGGAGUCCUACCUGCAACUUCCCUCCAACCUCCUCUCACCACAGACCAACAUCAGCCUACAGAUUGCUACUGACGAGGACAGUGGCGUCUUACUGUACAAAGGUGAUGAUGAUCACAUUGCAAUGGAGCUGUACAGAGGACGUCUCAGGGUCAGCUACGACACUGGAUCCUACCCACCUUCUGCGAUAUACAGUGUGGAGACAGUAAACGAUGGCAGUUUCCACUCUGUGGAGUUAGUAGCAGCUGACCAGACUCUGUCUCUGUCCAUUGAUGGCGGACCACCCAAAUCCAUCAGCUCCAUCAACAAACAGUCCACCCUCAGCAUUGAUUCCCCACUUUACCUGGGAGGAAUGCCAGAAAAGGCUUCAGGCUCUGGUGGCUUUUCUGCCCUUCAACUCAGCUCAGGAGGCCGCAACGGUACAAGCUUCCAUGGAUGCCUUCGUAAUCUUUACAUCAACGGAAAGCUCCAGAACUUGGGAGCAGGGCAGGACCAAGACACUCCAGCUCCAGGGAAUUUACAGAACAACAGACAAUGGCUUGGAAAUGGGGUGGAGCCGGGCUGCCAGCCAUGCCAGAGAGAUACUUGCAUCCAGGGUGACUGCCACCCAACAGGUCACCAAGGAUUCACCUGUACCUGCCAUCCAGGAUGGACUGGGGCUCUGUGUGACCAGCAAGUUACCAAUCCUUGUGAUGGCAAUAAGUGUAUUCAUGGUACCUGCCUUCCAAUAAACUCUUACUCCUACUCCUGUCGGUGCCAGCCUGGUUUCUCCGGUGUUCUAUGUGAUGGUCAGGACCUGGAUACGGCCAAUCCUUGUAGCGCGUCCCAUUGCAAGCAUGGCAGAUGUCGAGUGUCAGGCUUGGGAAAAGCAUACUGCGAGUGCAACAGUGGAUACACAGGGGAGGCAUGUGACCGAGAGGUGGCCUGCCGAGGGGAACGGGUCAGAGAUGUCUACCAGAGACAGCAAGGCUAUGCGGCGUGCCAAACCCAGGAGAAGAUCUCCCGUUUAGAGUGUCGAGGCAGCUGCCCAGGGGGAACAGAAGGACAGGGAACCUGCUGCACCCCCCUCCGCAGCAAACGCAGGAAAUACACCUUCCAGUGCACUGAUGGGUCUUCUUUUGUCCAGGAAGUGGAAAAGGUUGUGAAGUGCGGCUGUACAAAGUGUUCUUCGUAAAACAAAAGUUUGUUUUUUUCUCAGAACAGUUCCUGCCACCCCUACCAGAUUGAUCAUCUUUUUGUUUUCUGUGGAGAAACUCUCCACACCCCAGGAGUACUUCUCCUAAGCACCACAAUUUUUGUAAGCCCUCACAAAAGAAAAAGGAAAAAAAAUAUCUAAAGAAAUCACAGGAGAAACAACUCCAAAAAUGGCUACUUUUCUCAUCAUUGCUGGACUGAUGAGCGAUGCUUCCUCGUUGAGGAUUUUGAAUUGUAUUAUAAAGUACAAAAGCAGACUUAUUUUUAUUAUGAAGUGGGGAAAAAAGACAAAAAAAGAAAGACAUUUUUCUUCAUCUACUUCUGUUUUAUUGGUUGUGAAUACUCCAGCGGUGUGCCACACUGUGCAACACUUUCUGCUCCCCGGAGAACUGGCGGCUCACCAACAGUUCACCACUUUCCAGUAGACGUCCAGCGCCCUGUCUCUGAGUUGUGUGUCUUUAGGAGUAACUGUAAUUGGUAGUACUACAGACUCACCACCAGGAGGAGCUGCCUUAAAGCAUGGCCCAGUAUGGGCAUCUAUUACCCCCUUCAACAUAAAACACAACACAGAAACCAGCACAGGCUCCUUUGGCAGGCCUCCUGAGUCCUUUGUGACUGUGCGCAUGAUGGUACACAUAGCUGCGCUGAAUCUUAAGGUUCUCUUUACAGCUAUUGAGCAACGGACAUGCGCCUACACCUGCAGACAAAAACAGGUUAACUACACAACACUCUUGUUUGUGUACCCCAUCCCCUCACCUGAGUCAUGAAUGACAAGUAUUUAUUGUAUCAUAAAUACCUGUACUUAUUCACUAGAUUCCCCAUGUAUCAGCCUGAGUCUUUUAAUAUAUAUUAAUUUAUAUUUGUCCUUAUUUUUGUAUUAAAAAGACAUACUCUGUCAAGAUAGCUGAACUAACAAAAUGGUGUCCUUUAUUUUUGGUGUAAGAAAAGUUUUGUUUUGUUCUUGAUCACUGAAACUUUUGUGCUUGCCAGAGACCUUAGUUACAUUUUAAUCUGCAAAUGUGACGUGAAGACAUUGUAUAUUUUUCCUGAGAGUUUGUACUGUGCCAUUACCAGAAAGUUCUUUAUAUUAGAGUAUAAAUGUAUAUUUUUCCCUACCUAUGUACUCCACACACAGACUUUGUGAGUAGCAUUGACCCUAGCAGAUGCAUAGAGAAACUCUUUUUACCUUUUUAACAAAUUUAAAGAAUACUGUGACUUUUUUCUAAAUGAAACUACUUUGUUAGCCCCUUUGGUCUCAAAUGUUAACAUGUUGCUGCUAAGUUUUUUGUACCGUAGACUUGGAUCCUGAUCUGUAUCUUAUAUAGAGCUUCCUGCCCCUUCCUGUUUGGGGCUGCCUUGUGUAACAGAUGAAUAUGACCCCCUCCCUCCUCCAUCACCACCUUUACACAUGUGCAUUGUGCUUUAUAUUCUCCUACUAUUUCUCCAUCCCAAGACUAAUGUCAGUUUUCUGACUGAUGUUUGCUUAUUAAACACAAUAUUUACCUCAGUAUUCUCAUUUUUUUCCUUUUUAUGUUGCUUUAAGAAGUUGGUGUGAGACGAUCCCUACGACCCACUGAAGACGAUUUUUGCAAAUUAGAACCCUGAUAGGAUUUGUUAUACAGAUGUUAUUUUAUUCUCAAUGUACUUCUUCUCGUCUCCUGUUGAAUAUUUCAUUUUGCAACAUUAAAACAUUGUCCCUG
This is a messenger RNA of Cyprinodon tularosa, 7114 nucleotides long. It is a transcript of the gene slit2, whose product is annotated as slit homolog 2 (Drosophila). The record is from RefSeq and is a predicted model, not a curated record. Gene Ontology annotation, biological process: negative chemotaxis; retinal ganglion cell axon guidance; negative regulation of cell growth. The transcript has 39 exons. Gene Ontology annotation, molecular function: heparin binding; calcium ion binding; Roundabout binding. NCBI's taxonomy places the organism in Eukaryota, Metazoa, Chordata, Actinopteri, Cyprinodontiformes, Cyprinodontidae. The coding region runs from base 646 to 5394 and encodes 1582 amino acids.